Macrosiphum euphorbiae (potato aphid) is the source of this 240-nucleotide messenger RNA. NCBI's taxonomy places the organism in Eukaryota, Metazoa, Arthropoda, Insecta, Hemiptera, Aphididae. The record is from the annotation of a GenBank genome assembly.
AUGUACCAAUUGGAACAUUAUGAACCGAAUCAAGAUGUAUUGCAAUGGUGGAAAGAACGACAAAUAAAAAGUCCUAUGAUGGCCAAAUUGGCAAUGAGGAUAUUUGCCAUACCUGCUACAAGCGCCGGAAGUGAACGUGCCUUUAGUACUUCCGGACGAGUAAUCGAAGAAAGGAGGACAUGCUUAAAGGGGGAUACAGUAGAGUCAAUUUUGUUUUUAAGUGAUUAUUAUAAAAAAUAA